AUGCCCGUCACCAAUUCCACUGCCGAUCAAUAUGUACGCGCCGCGCAAAAACCCCAGCGGAGCUAUUACAAGGGAACUUACCCGAUCUCGAAGAUGGACAAGGUUAAGUUGGACCUUUGGAUGAGCGGUCAAUUCAAGUCACUCCCUGAACCCGCUUCCAACGAGGCAGAGGAAAUGGGGGUUGUCCCCUCGUUCCCUUACAAGGAUGUUCCGAUCUAUGGCGACACAGCGGACAUUCUAGCAUUGAAUUAUCACGGGGUUUGGGGAUGCUUGCUUACCCCGGAAAAUGUCAGUGAGCUGGCGGAAACGACUGGCAUUCGUUAUCAUGCUUGGGUCGCUGCUAAGCAAGUGUUAGAAGAAUUCCCACAAGGCCUCGCAGAAACGUUCUACGUUAAGCACGCUCUUCGAUAUUUUCUUUUUAGGCUUGGCCUGGCUAUGUUGGAUUCAUUCCCUGGCCCCGUAGUAACAUUCAUAGAUUCGCGCUUUUAUGAGAGCAAGGCUGCCAUGGUGGACGAAGCCCGCGCUCUCGUGAGCCUUUUUGACGCAGCUGAUGUUCGACGCUGGAGAGUUAUCAUCACGCUGCCGGCGACGGAGGAAGGAAUUCGUGCCGCGCACGAACUCACGAACAAAUACUCGAUUUGCAUACAUCUCUCAAUGGUAACCUCUCUCGCGCAUGCAUGCGCCUGCAUUGAAGCAGGGGCAUCAAUGCUGAGUAUGAAUGUCGGUCCAAUCAUGCAAUGGUUCGAGAAAAAAGAUGGAGACGAAGUCGACCAUCCAAUUGCCCCCGGCCACCCUGGCAUCAAAACCAUCCAAUCAUGCAUAGAUUACAUCCGCCAACACUCGUUGAACACUUCUUUGCUAGCAGUUGACAUUCGGAAUUGGUCUGAAUUGAAACAAUUGAAUGGGGUUGACGCCGCCGCGCUGGAUCAGAUGCAGCUUGAUCAGAUUCCCAUGCAUGCACUUACGACCUGGCUCCCAGAUCUCAUGGAAGACCACGAGUUUUCGCCUGCAUACCAAAGCGCUUGUGAAGCAAAAUAUCCGUCCCACUUUUUGAGCCACGAGAGGGGGAUCGCAAUGGCUUUGUCCGCCGAGGACCGUAGCCUUAUGUCGUCUGUGGUCUACAUCCGCCUGGGACAAAACAAGGUUUUCAUGGAGCAGAUUGAAGACGUGAUCAAAAAAGAAGUCAGGGACCGCCUCCGCUUGGACACUUUCGAUUUGCACCCUACCCUAUACCGCCGAAAAAGAAAAGAGUUGUUUGUGGACGAAGAUGCGAACAAGAUGCGCUGCGACCGCUCGUCCUCGAAGAAGCCAAUUUCUGAAACGCCCGUUGACCUCGAAGGCUGCGGAAAAGGAGGUCCGAAGGAGAAUAGCGUUACUUAUGCUCUCAUUCAGGCGUGUCGCUUGCUGGGAACUUUAUCAUGAAUGAACGUGUCCUCUCUUUUGCUCCUAUGUUAUGCCAUGUAUGCA
Suillus paluster is the source of this 1467-nucleotide messenger RNA. RefSeq lists its product as uncharacterized. Bases 1 to 1422 code for a protein of 473 amino acids. The transcript is spliced from 7 exons. NCBI's taxonomy places the organism in Eukaryota, Fungi, Basidiomycota, Agaricomycetes, Boletales, Suillaceae. Gene Ontology annotation, biological process: carbohydrate metabolic process. Gene Ontology annotation, cellular component: intracellular anatomical structure. The record is from RefSeq and is a predicted model, not a curated record.